Prunus armeniaca (apricot) is the source of this 210-nucleotide messenger RNA. The record is from the annotation of a GenBank genome assembly. NCBI's taxonomy places the organism in Eukaryota, Viridiplantae, Streptophyta, Magnoliopsida, Rosales, Rosaceae.
AUGCCGGAAAUCGCCUGGUUGUCGUUAGCACUUGUCGGAAAUCGCCUUGAAUACCGGAAGCCCUCGUCUGAAAUUGCCUCAACAGAGCUCUCGCUUCUCACCAAGUGCAAAGUGAUUUCGCCUCCGGGGUCAUUUCUAUUUAUAGGGAGAGGGGUCGCAACGGUAUACCUCGGAAAACCAAACGGCGCAUUAAUGUGCCGCGCACCAUGA